AUGAAUGGCACCUGUGUUGAUGGUUGUAAACCAGGUUUUAUUUCAAUUGACUGUACACAAGGUAAAUAUAAUAUAGUGAGUACAGUAUAUAAUAAUAUUAAUGGUAGAUAUUAUAUUGAUGGUUAUAAACCAGGUUUUAUAUCAACUGACUGUACACAAGGUAAAUAUAAUAUAGUGAGUACAGUAUGUAAUAAUAUUAAUGGUAGAUGUUAUAUUGAUGGUUGUAAACCAGGUUUUAUAUCAAUUGACUGUACACAAGGUAAAUAUAAUAUAGUGAGUACAGUAUAUAAUAAUAUUAAUAGUAGAUAUUAUAUUGAUGGUUGUCAGCCAGGUUUUAUAUCAACUGACUGUACACAAGGUAAAUAUAAUAUAGUGAGUACAGUAUGUAAUAAUAUUAAUGGUAGAUAUUUUAUUGAUGGUUGUAAACCAGGUUUUAUAUCAAUUGACUGUACACAGGGUAAAUAUAAUAUAGUGAGUACAGUAUAUAAUAAUAUUAAUGGUAGAUAUUAUAUUGAUGGUUGUAAACCAGGUUUUAUAUCAAUUGACUGUACACAAGGUAAAUAUAAUAUAGUGAGUACAGUAUGUAAUAAUAUUAAUGGUAGAUGUUAUAUUGAUGGUUGUAAACCAGGUUUUAUAUCAAUUGACUGUACACAAGGUAAAUAUAAUAUAGUGAGUACAGUAUAUAAUAAUAUUAAUAGUAGAUAUUAUAUUGAUGGUUGUCAGCCAGGUUUUAUAUCAACUGACUGUACACAAGGUAAAUAUAAUAUAGUGAGUACAGUAUGUAAUAAUAUUAAUGGUAGAUAUUUUAUUGAUGGUUGUAAACCAGGUUUUAUAUCAAUUGACUGUACACAGGGUAAAUAUAAUAUAGUGAGUACAGUAUAUAAUAAUAUUAAUAGUAGAUAUUAUAUUGAUGGUUGUAAACCAGGUUUUAUAUCAAUUGACUGUACACAAGGUAAAUAUAAUAUAGAGAGUACAGUAAAUAAUAAUAUUAAUGGUAGAUAUUAUAUUGAUGGUUGUAAACCAGGUUUUAUAUCAAUUGACUGUACACAAGGUAAAUAUAAUAUAGUGAGUACAGUAUAUAAUAAUAUUAAUGGUAGAUAUUAUAUUGAUGGUUGUAAACCAGGUUUUAUAUCAAUUGACUGUACACAAGAUUGUGAUGAUGGGUUCUAUGGUGAAAACUGUAAUAAUAAAUGUUCAGAGAGAAAUUGUAUAAAUAACAGUACAGUUUGUAGUAAAGUCGAUGGUAGCUGUAAUGGUGGAUGUCUAGAUGGUUAUAAUGGUGUAGAUUGUAGUCAAACGAUUCCAAUAGUACCAGAAUGUGGUGAUGGUUUCUAUGGUGAAAACUGUAAUAAGAAAUGUUCAGAGAGAAAUUGUAUAAAUAACAGUACAGUUUGUAAUAAAGUUGAUGGUAGCUGUAAUGGUGAAUGUCUAGAUGGUUAUAGUGGUAUAGACUGUAGUCAAACAAUGCCGGUAGUACCAGAUCAAAAAUGUGAUGAUGGUUUCUAUGGUGAAAACUGUAAUAAGAAAUGUUCAGAGAGAAAUUGUAUAAAUAAGAGUACAGUUUGUAGUAAAGUUGAUGGUAGUUGUAAUGGUGAAUGUCUAGAUGGUUAUAGUGGUAUAGAUUGUAGCCGUUCUAGUUCAGCUUCUAAUCCUAAUAAUG
This is a messenger RNA of Lottia gigantea (owl limpet), 1660 nucleotides long. RefSeq lists its product as hypothetical. Lineage: Eukaryota; Metazoa; Mollusca; Gastropoda; Lottiidae. Gene Ontology annotation, molecular function: scavenger receptor activity. The annotation marks the transcript as partial. The record is from RefSeq and is a predicted model, not a curated record. The transcript has 4 exons.